AUGCAUACCGAAGCAAUUCAUAUUAGCAGACGAUUUGACCCUCUAAUUAUUUCGGAUUCUGAUAAGCAGUCCAAAUAUCCUGAUAAAUAUUGCAUUUAUAUUGCUGAUGAAUUAGUUUUAUUUAUUACUUUCCUGAUAAUAUUUUACUACAAUUAUCUAAAAGAUAAUCGAGAUAAUCAGAGAAAUAGUGAAAGUCUAUUAAUAAUUGACACGAUCAAAUCUGAAAAUGAUAGAUUUAAAAAGUCUUUACAAGAUUUUGUUGAUUUAGAACGUGUAGAAGGAAUAAUUGAACUUAAUAAUUGUAAUGACCAUAGACCCACUAUCGAAUCAUUCGAAAGUUUGGUAUCUAUUUUUGAAAUUUUGCCAGAAAUUGACGAUAAUCCUGAAAUUAUAGAUGAUGAAGUUCCUGAUGAAGUUGCCGUUAUACCACUUAUCGAUG
Molecule: messenger RNA, 439 nt
Organism: Dentiscutata erythropus
Lineage: Eukaryota; Fungi; Glomeromycota; Glomeromycetes; Diversisporales; Gigasporaceae
Source: the annotation of a GenBank genome assembly